Parathielavia appendiculata is the source of this 1470-nucleotide messenger RNA. Its product is annotated as NAD(P)-binding protein. The coding region runs from base 347 to 1369 and encodes 340 amino acids. Gene Ontology annotation, molecular function: oxidoreductase activity, acting on the CH-OH group of donors, NAD or NADP as acceptor. The record is from RefSeq and is a predicted model, not a curated record. The transcript is spliced from 3 exons. NCBI's taxonomy places the organism in Eukaryota, Fungi, Ascomycota, Sordariomycetes, Sordariales, Chaetomiaceae.
GUCGAUGUUCGGAGCAGCCGGCGUUGGUGUACAACCUGAUUUUAUCAGCAUAGCUUUUUGGCAUCGUGCCCGAAAAGCACUAUGGAAUGGUUAUUACGGAUACCGUGGAGCCUGAAAGAAGAAAGAACUCGAACCAUCACCAGGCACAAGGCAGGAAUGCACUGCCAAGGAGAGACACCGAUACCCUUCCAGCUAUAAAUUGGCCUUCCUCUCCGAUUUGCAACUCCCGCUAUGUUAUCUACCCACUGCACAAUCCCAACACCCCCAGAGAGUCUUCAGUGUUUAUCCGCCUUUUAUCAGCUGAUACCGUUACCCGUCAUUUACAACAGUCGUGCAUCUUCCCGACAUGGCAACCAAAGGACUCGUCCUCGUCACCGGCGCCAACGGCUACAUCGCUGCCCGCACGGUCGAGGCGUUUCUCAAAGCCGGUUUUUCGGUUAGGGGAACUGUCCGGUCCCUUUCUUCCGCCAACGAGGUGAUGGAAGCCCUCUCCGAAUACGCAGACAAAGUCGAGUUUGUCGAGGUGCCCGACAUCACAGUUUCAGGGGCUUUCGACGAGGCUGUAAAGGGAGUCGAUGUGGUGGCCCAUCUUGCAUCACCCGUGUCCUUCGAUUUCAGUGAUCCGGAACCCGUCUUGAAGGCUGCCAUCAAGGGCACCGUACGGGCACUCGAGUCGGCCCACAAGGAGGCCAAAAUUAAGAGCUUCGUCUUCAUGUCGUCUAUCUUGUCGGUCAUGCAGCAGGCCAAAGAGGGCUACACUUAUACCGAAUCCGAUUGGAAUACGUAUGCCGAGGAUGCCGUAGCCGAACAGGGCAAGGCCACCCCUGGCCGCAUCAUCUACUCGGCAAGCAAGGUGGCCGCCGAAAAGGCCCUGUGGAAGUUCCGGGAUGAACACAAGCCGUGCUUCGCCAUCUCGGCCAUCAACCCCUGCUUCGUGGCUGGUCCGCCCCUGGUAACCCCGGCUUCCAAAGACAAGAUUUCUUUCUCUACCCGGCUAAUCACGGAUGUCUUCAGCGGAACGCCACUCGACCAGGCUGGCACGCCGGGCGUGUACGCGUUUGUUGACAUUCGCGAUGUAGCCCGCCUCAUCGUCUUUGGGGCCGAGCAUCCUGACAGGGUGAACAACGAGCGCUUCAUCGCCGCAUCGUUUUACUCGCCGCCUCAAGCUGUGGCAGAUAUUCUCCGUGAGAAGUACCCAGAGAAGGCGGACAUCAUCCAGAAAGGCACACCGGGGGAGGGUUACAGCCCCGACUAUCGGUUCAGUGCGUUUGACGGAACCAAAGCGGUCAGGGUAACGGGGCAGGACUACAUCCCCUGGCGCCAGACCGUGUUGGAUACCGUGGAGAAGCUGAAGUCCAUUCUUGUGUAACUUGUGAGGAAAUUUUAAGCUGCCGGUUAUAGACGGAGAACUUAGGACAGGCGUCAAUCGCGACUCAGAUCUGUCUUUGUACUCGUUUUCGUAUUAUGAAG